AUGGCAAAAUAUUGUAAUGAAAUUGGUAAAUUUUGGCAGCUGCAUGCUGAUGCUAUUCCAAUCGUUCUGAUCAAUAUAGCUGCUACAACUUGUGAACAAUCAUAUAUUUUUAGAGCCAAUCAAUUUAAAAAGCCGUUGAAUUUAUAUAACUGUGUUGUUGCAAAAAGUUCAUACGGGAAAAGUCCAAUGUUAGGUUUGGUACAAUCGUCAAUUUUAGCUGUUCGAGAUUCUAGACCAAUGAAGUUUCGAGAAGUAGGAGAUAAAUUGAAUGGUUCGAAUCAUAUUCGUGUUAUUUUUAACGAAGCAACGACGGCUGGUGUAUUAGAUUCAUUAAAAGGAUGUACAAGAAUGUUGAUGACAGAAGAAGGGGAUGUUAUUUUACAACGUAUGGGAGCUUUCCUGUCGCCUACUGUGGGAGGUCGUAAUUCUUCUGUUCUGGAUGAUUGCCGAGCUCAACUCAUCAAUUUAUAUGAUCAUCCUGAACAAUAUUCAAAAAGAUUGAAGAAUUCUAUCGUAGAAGUUAGUGAUUCAAAAUUAAACAUACUAGCUGGACUAACUGGUGAAUUAAUUCAGCGAGUGAUCACAAGACGAGCUCAAAAUACUCUUGCUGAUGCCUUUAACUAUACUAUAGGAGCAAUGGAAGAACGUGAUGAUCAUUUGGCUAGUCGAUUCGGUAAAUCGGUUGAUGCAGUGCAUAGACUUGCUGGUCUAUGUCAAAUUAUUGAAUUCGCAUCGGAUAUGGUUAAAGCAUUUGUUCAAAGACAUGGUGGCUUUGAAGAUGAAUCAAUUUCAAAUGAAUUUUUAACUAAAUGUGUUGGAGAACGAAAUACGGCACCGAUUAUUUUGAAUACAAAUGCUAAUGAUACAAAUACUAAUGAUACAAAUACUAAUGAUACAAGUGCUAAUGAUACAAGUUGUAAUGGUACAAGUCGUAAUAAUACAAGUAGUAAUAAUACAAGUAGUAAUGAUACUAGUCGUAAUGAUACAAGUAGUAAUGAUACAAGUCGUAAUGAUACAAGUAGUAAUGAUACCAGUGCUAAUGAAAAUUUUUCAUGUAAUCGUGAUCAUGAUAUGCCUUUGAACAACUACACGUUGAAUAAUGAUGUAAAUGAAAAUUUCUUACAAAAUGAAGAUUCAACAGUGUCAGCGGUUGAGAAUAAUGAUAAUCAUGUUGAAGUUGAUGAACAAAUGUUUAUUACAUCAGGUAAGUUACAUUUUCAUUGUUUGUCACCAUUUCGCGUAUUUUCCAUCGAUAGAACUUAUGACAGUUGA
Molecule: messenger RNA, 1272 nt
Organism: Rotaria sordida
Lineage: Eukaryota; Metazoa; Rotifera; Eurotatoria; Philodinida; Philodinidae
Source: the annotation of a GenBank genome assembly